AUGAUGAAAGCUUUAGAUAAUAGUUUAGAAAGUGAGCUUGAAUUGAUACUCCGCCAAAGGGAUAGUAGGGCGGUUGGUGUUCAAGAAAGAGAUCUUAAUAUGAACAGGAGUGGUAGUGCUCCACCAACUGUCGAAGGGUCUUUAAGCGCGGUCGGAAGUCUGUUUAGAAAUUCUGAUCAUCUGCAAAUUGAUAACCGAAAUAGUCUUGGUAUUAAUGGAGUUUUAACAGAAGAAGAACUCCGAUCUCACCCUAUGUAUUUAGCGUAUUAUUAUGCACAUGGAAACUUCAAUCCAAGACUUCCUCCUCCAUUACUGUCGAAAGAGGAUUGGCGGGUUGCUCAAAGAUUUCAGGUAGGAGGAUCGAAUGGCGAAGGAAAUAGGGAUUGGUGGAAGAAGAAUGUCAGUAGUGAUGGUGGUAGUUCUUCAUUGUUUUCUAUGCAGCCUGGAUUAGCUAUUCACAAAGAUGCAGAAUCUGAAUUGAUGGAAAUGAGGAAGGCUGCCACCGGAAAAACACAAACUCUUCCCCGGAAAAACUCUGAUGAAUGGAUUGAUAGAGGUGAUGGUUUGAUUGGCUUGACAGCUCCUGGAAUGGGUAGUAGAAGGAAAAGUUUUGCAGAUAUUCUUCAGGAAGGACUAGAACAGCCUGUGUCUUCAUCCAAUCGAAUUUCUCGCCCUGCAAGCCAGAAUGCAAUUAGUGAUGUUAUGAAUAUAAGGGGUAUCUCUAAUUCCCAUUCUUCAAGUUUAUGUAAUGAAAAAGAAACAUCUGAAGUCAUGCAUUCUGGGGCAGUCUCACCAGAUCUAUCUAGAUUCCGGAAUUUGAAUUCAGCGGUUCCACAUUCUUUUGCACCUGCUGUGGGUUCGUCUCUUUCAAAUAGUAGAAAGCGUGAGCCACAAUUGGUCAGGAGAGCCCCUAGUCCUGGCAUUCCGCCUGUGGGUAGUAGCAUGGUUCGCUCUGCUGAUAAGCAAACCGUUGUAGGAGGACCUACACUAAAUGACCUUCGAAUGUCUGAGCUCACAGAUGUUGCAUCUUCCUUAUCUAGCUUGAAUCUCUCAAAAAGCCGCCUUCCUGAUGGAGAUAAUCAUUCACAAUCUAGUUAUCUUGAUGCUAUAAAUGAUCAGAGACUGAGUUAUCAGCAUCGGGUUGGUGAUUCCUCAAGAAAAGAUAAUCUUGGACCAGUGAACUUCCAUAGGAGGGCCGCUUCUUCUGCUGAUCUAAAUUCUAACCGAAACAUGUAUGAAUUUGCAAAACUAGAUGGUCCCAGCAUACAUAAUCAAGUCGAUAAUUUACCUGGGAUGGAUUUAUCUGCUCAGAUGCCUACUAGAUAUCCUGCUGCAAAUAAUCAUCUUGCUUCAGCUUCAACUUUAAAUGCUGCUGGAAAGAGGCAAUUUCUGAGACAAUGUAACUACCCAGCAUCAUCUUGCCUUCAUUCACCAGCCAUGGAUUCUGUGCGUGGUAAUCUUCCUCGGGGAAAAAAUAAUUAUGUUGUUUCACAUGGCCAUGAAGAUAUGCAAGCUCUUCAAAAAGUGUAUCUGGAGGCACUGCUUGCUCAACAGAACCAGCAGUAUGGUUCGCCGGUUUUUGGUAGAUCUGGCAGCUUAAAUCAUCUAUAUGGGAAUCCCACAUAUGGUCGUGGUAUGCCAUAUCAGGGAAACUUAGUGGACAAUUCUGCCCUUGCGGGGUCUAGAACGUUGUCACAGCAAGAACGGGCCAUCCACUUUGCUCCCCCUUUCAGAAAUUCAGUGGGCGCAGUUCCUGGAUCUUGGAAUCCACAAGCUGACAUUAACUUAGACCGAAGAUAUGCUUCAUCAUUGUUAGAUGAGCUCAAGAACAAUAAAACCAAAUCUUUUGAGCUCUCUGAUGUUGUUGAUCAUGUUAUUGAGUUCAGUACGGAUCAGUAUGGAAGCCGAUUUAUUCAGCAGAAGCUUGAAACGGCCACAGUUGAAGAAAAGAAUUUGAUAUUCCCAGAGAUUAUUCCUCAUGCUCGUAGUUUGAUGACAGAUGUUUUUGGAAAUUAUGUCAUACAAAAGUUUUUUGAGCACGGCACCAAAAGUCAAAGAAGAGAGUUAGCUAAUCAGCUUAUCGGUCAUGUUUUGCCUCUUAGUCUUCAAAUGUACGGUUGCAGAGUCGUUCAAAAGGCAUUGGAAGUGGUUGAUGUUGAUCAGCAGACCCAACUGGUUGCUGAGCUUAAUGGUUCAGUCAUGAAAUGUGUUCGUGAUCAGAAUGGUAAUCAUGUUGUCCAGAAAUGUAUUGAAUGUGUCUCUCAAGAUCAGAUUCAGUUUAUAGUUUCAUCUUUCUUUGGGCAAGUUGUUUCUCUUUCAUCACAUCCUUAUGGUUGUCGGGUCAUACAGAGGGUUUUGGAGCACUGUGAUGAUCCAAAUACACAAGUUGUAAUGGAUGAAAUCAUGAACUCAGUUUGUACUCUAGCACAAGACCAAUAUGGAAAUUAUGUUAUUCAGCAUGUCCUGCAACAUGGUAAACCCCAUGAGCGAUCAGCUGUUAUCAGCAAACUGACAGGACAAAUAGUAAAGAUGAGUCUGCAGAAGUUUGCUUCUAAUGUUGUUGAGAAAUGCUUGACUUAUGGCAGCCCAGAAGAGCGCCAAAUUCUCGUGAAUGAAAUGCUUGGUUCCACAGAUGAAAAUGAACCGUUACAGGCAAUGAUGAAAGACCCUUUUGGAAAUUAUGUCGUGCAGAAGGUUCUAGAAACCUGCGAUGACCAGACCCGCGAACUCAUCCUGUCACGUAUAAAGGUCCAUUUGGCUGCUCUGAAGCGGUACACAUUUGGUAAACACAUUGUCUCUCGUGUCGAAAAGCUCAUCACUUCAGGAGAAAGGCACAUUGCAUCAUCGACGACUUCUAGUUCUUGAAACAUCCUGUUUCUGAUCAGAAACUAAUAAGGAGACACUAAUU
Messenger RNA from Cynara cardunculus var. scolymus (artichoke), 2908 nucleotides. RefSeq names its product pumilio homolog 4. The record is from RefSeq and is a predicted model, not a curated record. The transcript has 12 exons. Gene Ontology annotation, cellular component: cytoplasm. Gene Ontology annotation, biological process: post-transcriptional regulation of gene expression. Bases 1 to 2865 code for a protein of 954 amino acids. Lineage: Eukaryota; Viridiplantae; Streptophyta; Magnoliopsida; Asterales; Asteraceae. Gene Ontology annotation, molecular function: mRNA binding.